Molecule: messenger RNA, 1113 nt
Organism: Camellia sinensis
Lineage: Eukaryota; Viridiplantae; Streptophyta; Magnoliopsida; Ericales; Theaceae
Source: RefSeq, a predicted model, not a curated record
AUGUAUAAGAGACUUCCUACUAUUAACGAGUGUAUGAUUUCAAGGGCAUCUUUAAUGCCUGAAUCAACCCACAUUGCUAAGCCAGCUGCCUCGUGGUUUGAUGACUUUCUUAUUCUUGCGACUUGGAGACUUUUUGAAAACUGCAUAAUGAUCUUCAUUAUGCAAUUAAUUGCAAGGAUUGUACAACUGAGUUUUCUAAAACUAACAUUGUGCAAUUGUUCCAAUGCUUCCUUUCACUCGGAUCUGGAUAAUGGUCGUCCAUCUACAGCUCAGCUCAAGGAGAAGCUACCAUGGUUCUUCAAUGCACUGAGCUCUGCUGACUGUGCAAAGGGUGGCCAUAGGGCUUACACAAGCAGUGUGGAUCUGAAUGGUUGCGAGAGUGGUGUUAUACGAGCCUCUGAGUUUUGUACUUACCACACACCACUAAGGAAACAGGAUGAUUUUGUUAAUUCAAUGCAUGCUGCACGAGAGUUUAGCUCAAGGGUUUCUGAUUCUUUGAAGAUCGAGAUCUUUCCGUAUUCGGUGUUAUAUAUUUUCUUUGAACAAUAUCUGGAUAUAUGGGAGACAACUGUGAUCAACAUUGCUAUAGCACUUGGUGCUGUAUUUCUUGUUUGCCUAGUUAUCACCUCUAGUUUAUGGAGUUCAGCUAUCAUUGUUCUUGUCCUGGCCAUGAUUGUUGUGGAUCUUUUGUGGAAUUACACUCACAAAGCUAGUCGGAGUCAUUGUCCUUUAUUUCGCAAAAUCAGAGAUUUUUGUGGUGGUAUUGAGUAUGUUUGGUCCAUCAUCGAGAAGUGUGCCCAUUGAAAGAGAGCAAGAACUUGAGACUUCCACUUUGUCACACUUGACUGAUUGACCAAAUGCAUUUGAAAGUUAGGUGGUUUUAUGAUGUAAAAUUAUGCAAGAAAGAAAUGAAAACAAAAUGACGGCAAAACAAACAAAUAAGGAGAAAGAGGGAAAGGAAGAAAGGACAUGCAUGUACAAUGAGUUAAGAACAUGUAAUUACUUUCUACCCAAAUUAACAGUGCAUAUAUUUUGGUCAAUGCUUAUGGUGUCAAAGUUUCUGUUAUCUUCACAUUUGUUGUCAGGAUCCUACCAUUUCUUUCCUUGUCAUUA